AUAGAGGAGGAGGAGGAGAGAGGGCGACAGAAACCCUGCCCAGUGCACUGAACGGUUUCCUCUUGCUUGGUUCUAAAACGUUCAGAUUCCUUCAGACCUUCAGAGAGCCUGAAGUUUUCUCAUCUCUACUGCCCUGUCUGCGAGGCUUCAUUGAAAGAUGCGGGCCUGGAUCUUCUUCCUUAUCUGCCUAGCUGGCAAGGCGCUGGCAGCACCUCAGGAAGCCCUGCCAGACGAGAUUGAAGUAGUGGAGGAUCCUACAACUGUGGAGCCUGUCGGAGUCAAUCCCGUCCAGGUGGAGGUUGGGGAGUUUGAGGAGCCCACCGAGGAUGUGGAGGAGAUCGUUGCUGAGAAUCCCUGCCAGAACCAUCACUGCAAGCACGGCAAAAUCUGUGAGGUAGACGACAACAACACCCCCAUGUGUGUGUGCCAAGACCCUUCCACCUGCCCACCUAGCGUUGGCCUUUUCGAGAAGGUGUGUGGCACUGACAACAAGACCUAUGAGUCCUCCUGCCACUUCUUUGCCACCAAGUGCACCCUGGAGGGCACCAAGAAGGGACACAAGCUCCACCUGGACUACAUUGGGCCCUGCAAAUACAUUCCUCCCUGCCUGGACACAGAGCUGAUCGAGUUCCCCCUGCGCAUGCGCGACUGGCUCAAGAACGUGUUGGUCACCCUGUACGAGCGGGACGAGGACAACAACCUGCUGACGGAGAAGCAGAAGCUCAAGGUUAAGAAGAUCCACGAGAACGAGAAGCGCCUGGAAGCCGGCGAGCACACUGUGGAGCUGCUGGCCCGGGACUUUGAGAAGAACUACAACAUGUACAUCUUCCCUGUGCACUGGCAAUUCGGCCAGCUGGACCAGCAUCCCAUUGAUGGGUACCUGUCCCACACCGAGCUGGCCCCACUCCGAGCGCCUCUCAUCCCCAUGGAGCACUGCACCACCCGCUUCUUUGAAGAGUGCGACCUGGACAACGACAAGUACAUCGCCCUGGAGGAAUGGGGCAGCUGCUUCGGCAUCAAGGAGAAGGACAUUGACAAGGACCUCGUGAUCUAAGCCAGCAGCUUCCUUCUCUGUUGCCUCCUCUUUUUUUUACCUCCUGUUUCCUUUUAUUUUAAAACCUUUUUUGUUUCGUUUUUUCCCCUGGGGACAAGGUGCUAAUAUAGAUCUAAACGAAUAUUAACGGUGCUAAAAGAGACAACAACCUAUUGUUAGUAGCCUAAUGAAUACCACUAGAAUACUCUGCUCACUCAUCCAUCUCGGUGUAUUCUUCUCUGCUCUCUGAUUCGACAACAACAUUACAAUAACCAACCCUGUUCCUGUGCUAAAUAGCUACUCCCUCUUCUUAUCCACUCUUGAUUUUUUUCAGACUCCUUACUAACAUGUUCUUCAGAUCUUUCAAAGUAGAGCAAAGCCAUCCCAGAGGAUUAACUCCCUGAUUUUCAGACAUCAAGUGAGGGAAGAUGUAUCCAGAGGACGUUAGAAGAUUGGGCUUUCCAAAGUUUAGCGAAGCAAUUGGUGGUGAAAGUUUGGGGUGCUGGAUUUUAGUUCCCGUUAGGGAAGAUGGAGAAGGGAGUGGGAUAGACACUGAAGAUCCAGAAUGGCAAAAUUAAAAUUCCCAGGGCUUGAAUUUAUGAAUAAUUGGGCAUAAAUAGUUUUUAAAAAACACACAAAUUAAAAAAAAAACCAUCAUGUAAAAUCCCCUCUAAAAAUAAAGGUUUGAAAAUGCUACAUGCUUUAUUAUUACUCAGUGAUUGUAUUGUUCUUGUGUUUUCCAUGCUUUAAAGUUAGCUUUUGGUGCUGA
Messenger RNA from Gopherus flavomarginatus (Mexican gopher tortoise), 1802 nucleotides. It is a transcript of the gene SPARC, whose product is annotated as secreted protein acidic and cysteine rich. NCBI's taxonomy places the organism in Eukaryota, Metazoa, Chordata, Testudines, Testudinidae. Gene Ontology annotation, molecular function: extracellular matrix binding; calcium ion binding; protein binding. The record is from RefSeq and is a predicted model, not a curated record. Bases 158 to 1054 code for a protein of 298 amino acids. Gene Ontology annotation, biological process: anatomical structure development. The transcript is spliced from 10 exons.